CGGUAAAUUGUGAUUGAAGAAAGAAGAAAGAAGAAAAAUAAAGGUAAGGAAAGAGAAAAGAAGCAUGAAGCUAAGCACAAUAGGCAAUAGCAUAUUGAUAAAAUAAAGCGAGAGCAGAGAAAGAAAGAGGUAGGCAUGGAGGAAGAAAAGGAAGCGUUAGUGGGAGAAAGAGAAAGGGAAAGGGAAAUAGUUGAAUCAAAAUCAAUUAAGAAGGUAGAGAUCCACCUAUUUCGCCAGGGUGAAGGACCCAUUGCGAUAUUCAAAUCGGAGCUUGGUGGCUCGGAACAUAGUCAGUUAGAUGUCCGUCAAAUCCUCCGCAACCACUCCCUCAAAUCUAUAUUCGCUUUCAACCCUCGAUCUGGCCGCGCCGCCCCCAUCCGCUUCAACACCAAAACCGGAAAUUCCGUCUUGUCUUACCGAAACGGCGCCGUUCUCUACAUCGACAGCGAACCCAAGGAGUCGAUAGUUAAACCAUUGAGCAGGAUAUUGGUUGGGGUGGCAUUGAUAAGUAUUAUGAUAAUGCUAGUUUCAACGGAUAUUACUACUACUACUACUAGUCCAGAAUGGGUUCAGAAAUUAAAUGUUUCUGGUGUGAAUUUCCCUUCCUUGAUAUUGGCUUGUGUAGUUGUUGUUUUCAGCCGCAUGAGGAACAAGACCAGACAUUUUCUCAAAAAACUUGGUCUCUGAAUCAAUCAAUUCGUCCCUCUCUUUCUGUAUUAGAGAUGAAAAUAACACAUGAUACUAAUAUUUUGAACAGUUACGAUAAACAAGGUGGGUGCUACAAAUGGAUUGAUAUAUCAAAUUAGAUAAGGUUGACUGCUGGUUUUUGAAGGAGGCUGCAUAGAAUCGUUGGAGUCUUAUUCCUCUGCCUGUUACCAUAAAUGUUAGCUGAGGAACGUGGCAUGUAUCACAUUAGGUGACCUUGAAAAGUAGUAACACAUUAGAUGACAGGGAGUAUGUUGUAAUGUACCGGUGGUUUAUUUUGAUUUAUCAUUGGAGUCUUUUAUGUAUUGCUUUGUCUACUUGUAAACUAAAUUCAUUUGUGUUUGGUUCUUC
Cicer arietinum (chickpea) is the source of this 1056-nucleotide messenger RNA. RefSeq lists its product as uncharacterized. The record is from RefSeq and is a predicted model, not a curated record. Lineage: Eukaryota; Viridiplantae; Streptophyta; Magnoliopsida; Fabales; Fabaceae.